Cydia amplana is the source of this 2273-nucleotide messenger RNA. RefSeq names its product juvenile hormone esterase-like (gene ae48). Bases 161 to 2263 code for a protein of 700 amino acids. NCBI's taxonomy places the organism in Eukaryota, Metazoa, Arthropoda, Insecta, Lepidoptera, Tortricidae. The transcript has 5 exons. The record is from RefSeq and is a predicted model, not a curated record. Gene Ontology annotation, molecular function: serine hydrolase activity.
GGCAAGAACUCUAGAAGACAUAUUUAUUUUAAAACGGACCGCUUUACGUUAUCUAUUCGCGAGGGAAUCUAGACUGUUAGCUUUAGGUAAAAAGCCGGUGAAUAAGAAAAUAGCUAACUAUAUAAGAAGCCAUCAAGAAAGUAACGUGUGGAAUAGCUUUAUGGACUCGUUGAAUGAGGAUUUGACGCGGAACAUUAACGUUUUCGAAUGGAAAGUGGUGGAGCAUAACAGUGUUGCCAGGAGAGUGAGAUUGGAUUCUACUUCGAGGGAUAUUCUUGUGCAUUACGACAUGGGUUUCUGGGGUGGCAGAAUGACAGAGGCACCGGUAGUACGGGUGGAACAUGGGGAGCUACAAGGAAGAGUGGUUGAGACCCCUAGCGGGAAGGCCUUCUACAGCUUCCAGGGGAUCCCUUACGCUAAGCCACCGCUGGGAACUCUGCGGUUCCAGGCACCCCAACCCCUUGAGCCAUGGGAUGGCGUCCGUGACGCGACAUCAGAAGGCAAUAUUAGCGCUCAAAUAAAGUUCGAUUCCGACACGUUCGAAGGCGACGAAAACUGCCUUUAUCUUAAUGUCUACACCCCCAACAUAGACGGAGAAUUCCUCCCAGUCAUGGUCUAUAUCCAUGGAGGAGGUCUCCAGUUCGGCUCAGGCAAUGCCAGCGUACGAGGAGCCCACUACCUCGUUGAGAAAGACGUAGUUGUAGUCACUAUUAACUACAGAUGCGGAGCCCUUGGCUUCCUAAGCUUAAACACCCCUGAGAUCCCUGGUAACGCUGGCUUAAAAGACAUGAUUGCAGCGUUACGAUGGGUUAAAGACAAUAUCAAUAGUUUCGGCGGUAAUUCGGGGAAUAUAACGCUUUUCGGUGAAAGCGCUGGCGGUGCGGCUGUGUCUGUGCUCACAGCUAGUCCUUUGAGCAAAGAUUUGAUCAGCAAAGCUAUAAUUCAGUCUGGAUGUGGGCUCUCAAGCUGGGCGUGGCAGAAACAGCCGUUAGAAAACGCUAAAAAGCUGGCCCAUUUACUAGGCUGCGAGUCGGACGAGGCUGAUGAUAUCCUCGAAUUCCUAAGAGCAACACCCGCAAAAGAAAUCGUGGAAGCUACUAGAAAACUGUUUCCUUUGGAAAUGUUCUUCGAAACCGCGUUAAUAGGUUUCACUUUUGUUGUGGAGAAAGAGUUUCCUGGCGUGGAAUCCGCUAUUACAGAGUCCUUCACUGAUCUAUUGACUUCUGGUCGCGUUGCUGAAGUUCCUAUAAUGAUCGGUUCGACAACUUUGGAGUUUUUGCGUAAAGUCGACACUGAUGACUUGCAAGUAUUUAUUCCCCAAGAAUUAAACGUGCAGAGAAAUUCCGAGGAAUCUUUGGAGAUCGCCAACAAAUUUAAAAGCUUAUAUUUCAAAGGGAAUCACGCCGCCAUCGAAAACUUGAAUGGUUAUUUCGAAUUGGUUUCCGAUAGACUGAUCAACGUUGAUACGCACAGAUAUGUCCAGUAUUUGGUACAUGCGACGACCAAGCCUGUUUACUAUUAUAAGUUUGAUUAUGUAGGCGAGUUAAAUAAUUCGAAGAAGCUGGUGGAUUGUCUGGAUGUCCAUCACGCUGGACACGCGGAUGAAUUGGGGUAUCUGUUCAAGAUGGACUCCCAGGGUGGGGUGGAACCGACGGCCCAGGAUGUCAAGAUGAGGGAGAGGAUGCUGAGGCUUUGGACCAACUUUGCUAAAUCUGGCAACCCGACCCCUGACGAGAACCACUACAUCACGGUAACCUGGCAACCUGUCACCAAAGACAACCUGUACUACUUGAACUUGAGCAACGAACUCGCCCUUAACACGAGUCCGGAUAAGGAAAGAAUGGACCUCUGGGAAGACCUUUACAGCAGGCAUUUCAAAAUCUGGGAGCACCCUCAAGUCAAUAAUGAAGAAACGCCAGUUAAAACUCUGAGACCAGAACCAGCCGUAACCAGUCCGGAACCUGUAACCAGCUCGGAACCCGAAACCAGCCCAGAACCCAGCCCCAUUGAAGAACCAAUAACCAUUGAAGAACCAGAACCGGAACCCGUAGUUCUGCCAGUAGAAACUAUUGAACACAACGGUACAAAUGGUGACCUAGAAAGGAAACCUAGGCCGUCUAAUGAAAUCAAAAUGGUCCAGAACGGGAACGGGGAGCCUAAAGACGUCAUUCGCGCCAACGAUCCGCCUGAAGACGAUCUGCCUAAGAACAUCGGGGUCAACAAGUUUGUGAAUUUCUUUGAAUCACUUGGCGGUAAGAAGUGAUGCCAUUGUA